Molecule: messenger RNA, 1016 nt
Organism: Labrus mixtus (cuckoo wrasse)
Lineage: Eukaryota; Metazoa; Chordata; Actinopteri; Labriformes; Labridae
Exons: 1
Coding region: 37-813 (258 amino acids)
Molecular function (GO): nucleic acid binding
Source: RefSeq, a predicted model, not a curated record
UCAACCAGAGCAGUUCAUACUGAACUGAUUGAAACUAUGUCCACAGACAGUUUCAUCAAUGUCCUAAGGAGGUUUUUCUCUGUACGUGGUCCAGCAAAACUUCUCAGGUCAGACAGAGGGACUAACUUUGUUGGAGCUUGUAAGGAGUUGGACAUAAACACAGAUAACUCUGCAGUCAAGACUGACCUCCAUGGCAAAGGAUGCUCCUGGGUGUUUAAUCCACCUCAUGCUUCUCACAUGGGUGGUUCCUGGGAGCGGCUCAUCGGAGUUUCCAGACGCAUACUGGAUGCAAUGUUGCUUCAGACAGGGCCAACACGUCUCACUCAUGAAGUACUGAGCACAUUCAUGGCAGAGGUAAUGCCGAUUAUAAAUGCAAGACCCCUUGUGUCUAUAUCUACUGACCCAGAUAUGCCUGAAGUACUCACCCCGGCAAUGCUCCUUACUCAGAAGGUGAGCACCAUUUCAGCCCCCUCUGGAAACUUUGGAGUACCUCAGUUGUACAAAAAGCAGUGGAAGCAUGUCCAGAGUCUUGCCGACACCUUCUGGAAAAGAUGGAAAGGGGAGUGUCUGUCUACUCUUCAGAAUCGCAGAAAAUGGACAAAAGACAAACCAAAUGUCAAGGACGGAGACAUUGUUUUGCUAAAAGACAGCCAGGCCCACAGGAAUGAAUGGCCCAUGGGACUGGUGAUUAAGGCUUUGCCAAGCAGUGACAAGAAGGUGCGCAAGGUGGAAGUGCGCAUUGUGCAGGAUGGGACGGCAAAGGUGUUUCUAAGGCCGGUCUCAGAAAUUGUGAUUCUUCUUUCAAAGCCUUAGAGAAAGGACUCUUAGUAUGUUUCGAACUGAAGACAUUCCCUUUUGAGUCUUGUUGCAUUUGUAGUGAUAUAAUGUUGUUAUAUCAAGCGGGGAGUGUGCUGCCUUUAUUUUGAAGUCAGUAAUUUGAAUUAAGUUAAAAAUGUUAGUCAAUAAAAGUUGUCAUAAAAAGUUAGAUUUAAAAGAUUAAAAACAUUUCAUUUUUA